GUUUACAAUGAGUUCGCUAUUUGCUGUGAUGCUGCUCAUACUUGGUUCAAGUUCGGCGCAACUUGUUUACCGAAACUACGGACCUGCUGAGGCCUUCAACGGCGGCUUGAUACGUGGUGCCCAGAGUGGUGGACCUUUUGCUCAAGGUGGAAGUGGUCAGCAAGGUGGAUUAGUUACUGGAGGAGUAAGUGGCGGUCCAUUUGGAAGCUAUGAAGGAAAAGAUGGCUUGAUAACUGGAACUGGUCAAGGAGGACCUUUUCGUCAGGCUGAAAGUGGUCUGAUCAGCGGCAGUAAUACCAGAGGUCCUUUUAUCACUGGUAAUCAUCAAGGAGGACUCAUCUCAGGAGGAGCUAGUGGAGGUCCCUUCGGAAGCUAUCACGGAAAAGACUCUUUGGUUGCUGAAACUGGCAAAGGCGGACCUUUUAGUCAAAGGGAAAGUGGUCUGUUCAGUGGCAGAAAUACCGGAGGUCCUUUUGUGUCUGGUUCUCAGCAAGAGGGACUCAUUUCUGGAGGAAAUACAGGAGGUCCAUUUGGAAAACGAACAAACCCCUUUAUAACUGGCAAUGGAGGACCUUGUAGUCAGAGUGAAAAUGGUCUGAUCAGUGGCAAAAAUACUGGAGGUCCAUUUAUCAUUGGUAAUAUUCAUGGAGGACUUAUUUCUGGGAAAAAUACUGGAGGUCCAUUUGGAAGUUACCAAGGGAAAGAAGGUGAAACCGACAAAGGAGAAAGUGAAAGUGAUCUAAUCAGUGGCAGUAGUACUGGAGGUCCUUUUAUCUCUUCUACCACUGAAAACAUAAUUUGAAUCGGAAAUAAAAGUCCUAUUCAGAGUAAAGAACUUAAAGACAACUUAAUAUCUAAAGAGGAUGCACGAACUGUCUCAUCAGUAGGAUCCACAUCUCAGAACCUCUUAAGUAAACAAUUUAUAACCAGUUAAAUAAGAGACAUUGAAUGACACUGUAAACUUGAAGUCAAAUUUCUGGUU
Molecule: messenger RNA, 982 nt
Organism: Drosophila serrata
Lineage: Eukaryota; Metazoa; Arthropoda; Insecta; Diptera; Drosophilidae
Source: RefSeq, a predicted model, not a curated record